Molecule: messenger RNA, 1792 nt
Organism: Ogataea polymorpha
Lineage: Eukaryota; Fungi; Ascomycota; Pichiomycetes; Pichiales; Pichiaceae
Exons: 1
Coding region: 1-801 (266 amino acids)
Molecular function (GO): oxidoreductase activity, acting on the CH-OH group of donors, NAD or NADP as acceptor
Source: RefSeq, a predicted model, not a curated record
AUGUCGAUUUUAGAUCUUUUUUCUCUGAAGGGUAAGGUUGUCCUUAUUACGGGCGCUACCAAUGGCAUUGGCAAGGCCAUGGCUCAGGCUCUGUACGAGGCGGGAGCGUCUGUGAUUUUUACCCACAGACCAGCAACCGAUCCAGCCUCCACGGUGCAGUUCCUGCGUGAUUCGUAUCCGGGAUCGGAAGGCAAGAUAGGCACUAUCGAGGUCGACCUGGGUGAGGUGAAGAUAGAGAAUCUUGAAGCCGAAAUUGUCAGGCCGGCUUUGGAAUUGUCCCCUACGGGAGAAAUAGAUAUUCUUAUCAACAACGCUGGAAUCACCAACCGGGACACCAUUGUGGACGCUUCUACUGAAGAGUAUCACAAGGUGUUACACGUGAACUUGCACGUGCCCUCGGAACUUUCCAGACUCGUUGCCAGACGAAUGAUCCGUCAGAAAAUCCGGGGAAAGAUUCUAUUCACCGCCAGUCUGACGUCUUUCCGUGCCGCUUCCAAUCUCUCAGCGUACACGACGUCUAAAGGAGCUAUUGUACAGUUUGCAAAAUGCUGCGCAGUUGAAUGGGCCCAGCACGGAAUUAACGUCAACUGCAUUGGCCCAGGAUACGUCCGGACCAAUAUGACGACGUUCCAUACCAGCGACGAGGCCCGAGAGACCCGUAUUUUGAGCAAGAUACCAAGAGGCAGAUGGGGCACUCCAGAAGACUUCAAAGGCCCAGUGGUCUUUCUGUGUUCGGCAGCAAGCGAUUACGUGGACGGAGAGUGUUUAAUGGUGGACGGUGGAUUUUUAGCUCUCAUGUAAACCAAAUUUAUACUAUUUGUACUUCGUUACAAACGCGGGACACGAGUUAUUCAGCACAUGCCUACCAAUCCAUUCUGAGUUGCUUGAAAACUCAGUAAAGCAGCCGGCACAUCGUCCCGGAGCAGUGUUUCUGUCUUUGAAACGGGUGCCCAUCGGAUAAAUAAAAUGGCGGGCUUUGAGGUGCAUUUUGAGAGUGUCUCUUCUCGAAAAACUGCCUGUUGGAUGACAAAUGGUUCCACAGUACUCUGCCCAAGAGGUCUUGAAAUCUCUAUCUUUAUUGGCAGAGUGGUAAGGGCACUUGUAUGGAAGCAUAUCGCGAUGUUUUUUCAUAUGUCUUGUGAGGUACGACUUCAGUUUCAGCGAAACAUGACAAAUGUCACAGGUAUACGAGUCUUGGUCCGACUCGGAUGUAGUAGGCGAACGGUCAAGCGUGGAUUCAGAUCCAUUGGACGACGAUCUUGGAAGCGAAGAUUGCGAAGAAGAAAACACGGGAUCUUCUUGCUUGAUUGUUGGGAGCGGGACGACAGCAUGGCGGGCAGCCAGAGAUUCUUGCGCCAACCUCUGGAAAUGUAAAAAGUGUUCAUGGUCGAGGGUGUACUCGUUUCCGAAGGCAUCCUCCUCGUCGGAAGAGUCGUCUUCUGGGUCGGCGAAAUAGGAAACAGCGUCCGACGAGGACUCGACAGUAGUGGAAGAUUCGAUGCGUUUGCUGCGUUGUUUCAGGACAUCUGUUAGGUCCCAGUUCAUAGGAUUUGGCUCAUUGAAAUCGUACUCGAACUCGUCCACUGCGCACUUCUUGACAGUGCUGUUUUCCAACGACUCGUCCACAGUGAACGAUGGCUCAAAAAGCGUCUCUGUGCUGUUAACGGCACGAACCCAUGGGCUAACAACUUCAAUAAUGCUGCCUAUCGGCCGGAACAGCAUGAGACCGCUGUUGGGAAAAAUCAAGUCUUGCAACAUGUCAAACUAUAAUACUCCAUUUACUAAAACUCGG